AUGUGGCGUCAAGGUGAAGUCCCGCAGGAUUUAAAAGACGCAACAAUCGUGCAUCUCUACAAGCGCAAAGGGAAUCGCCAAGUCUGCGACAAUCACCGCGGCAUCUCCCUGAUGAACAUCGCCGGGAAGAUCUUCGCACGAAUCCUCCUCAACCGCCUCAAUAACCAUCUGGAACAGGGCCUUCUGCCGGAAAGCCAAUGCGGCUUCCGUCGUCAUCGUGGGACCACGGAUAUGAUCUUCGCCGCCCGUCAACUUCAGGAGAAGUGUCAGGAGAUGCGGACUCACCUGUACUCUACCUUCGUGGACCUGACGAAAGCCUUCGAGACGGUAAAUCGUGAAGGACUGUGGAAGAUCAUGCAGAAAUUCGGCUGUCCGGAGCGAUUCACUCAGAUGGUGCGUCAGCUGCACGACGGUAUGAUGGCGCGAGUCACAGACAACGGAGCUGUCUCAGAGGCAUUCGCAGUGACUAACGGAGUGAAGCAGGGCUGUGUACUGGCGCCUACCCUCUUCAGUCUUAUGUUCUCUGCCAUGCUGAUGGACGCCUACCGCGACGAACGCCCCGGGAUCCGCAUCGCCUACAGGACGGACGGUCACCUGCUGAAUCAACUGCGGAUGCACUUCUAA
Molecule: messenger RNA, 624 nt
Organism: Spirometra erinaceieuropaei
Lineage: Eukaryota; Metazoa; Platyhelminthes; Cestoda; Diphyllobothriidea; Diphyllobothriidae
Source: the annotation of a GenBank genome assembly